Alligator mississippiensis (American alligator) is the source of this 10482-nucleotide messenger RNA. RefSeq names its product calcium voltage-gated channel auxiliary subunit beta 1 (gene CACNB1). Gene Ontology annotation, molecular function: high voltage-gated calcium channel activity; protein binding. NCBI's taxonomy places the organism in Eukaryota, Metazoa, Chordata, Crocodylia, Alligatoridae. Gene Ontology annotation, cellular component: voltage-gated calcium channel complex. Gene Ontology annotation, biological process: calcium ion transmembrane transport; neuromuscular junction development; regulation of voltage-gated calcium channel activity. The record is from RefSeq and is a predicted model, not a curated record. The transcript is spliced from 14 exons. The coding region runs from base 5093 to 7033 and encodes 646 amino acids.
UUCCCAUCCCUUAAAGGACUGAAGUUUGGAAGAAAUUGCCAGGGGAAAAAAAAAUGAUCUGUGGCUGCUUGUUAAAUAUUCAGACAAGUUUCUAACAGUUCAUUUUGUUUCUGGCUGAUGUAAAAUGAUCAACAUAUGGUAUGAGAAGGAGACCUGAAAGGAACAGAUUUUUGGUCCAUUCUGAGAGAAAAACACGGAUAAACACAGAUUUUUUCUGUUUAAAAACCAACUUCUCAUUCUGAUAAAACAAACACCAAAAUCUGAAGUAUCCUUAGACAGGAGAAUGUUUGGUUGGGACCUUUGGCCCACCCCUUCCAGGACUCUGUCCCAUUGAUGCUACAGAGAAACACAAAUAGAAAUUCACAUCCAUGACACUCAGAGCUAGUUACAUGGGGCUUGUUCAGAGGAAGGUAAAUAUUUUUUCAUAACCCCUGUAGAAUAGGGCUGUCCAACUGUUGGUCCCUGGGCCACCUAAGGCAGCUGAGAGGUUAAUAUGCAGUCCACACAGCUGCUGUUGCCCCCACUGCUUCAGUGGCUCCCCAUCCCACCUCCCUUCAGCUUCUGGUUCUUGCCUUUGCUCCUGAGGAUGGGGCCAGAUGGCAGGAGGGUGCCGCACACGCGGCAGGGGGUAAUCUGAGCUGCUCAUGCUGCAAGAGAUGAGUCUGCACUGCUCGUGCUCCACGUGCAGUGGGAAGAAAGUGAGCUGCCUGGGCAGCGCAUGUGGUGGGGGAGGACCAGGUUGUGCACACAGCUACAGGAAUGCUGGGGGUCUGUGGCCCAUGUGGCAUGCAGAACCGCCACCAUCCAGAACCUGGACAGCUCUACUGUAGGAGAGCCCUGCUGCACCCUGUGCAACCUCCCUCAUGGGGAGGUCUGUCUGUUUUAUUAUUUUCCCUUUGUAGCACCUGAUGAAGUGAGCUGCUGUGCUUACAGAAACUUAUGCAUCUCUGAGUUAGUCUGUAAGGUGCAAAUCUACUUGCCUUCUGCCUUAUUUCCCCCAUAAAAUAAAGGGCUGGAAUGCAGCUCAGAUUUGGCAUGGCAGCAUUUACACACACUGGAGAGGGCAGUCACAUUCUCUUUGCCUUGACUCCAUAAGAAAAUAAAAUGGACUCUCUGAACUCUGUGCUUUUCAAUGUCUCCAUUAGCCCCUUGCACCAGGUUUUAUUGAUCCAAUGGAUUUUUGGUAGCAGAAGGUUCCGUGCACCACGCAGAAGUGGCUGCAUUUAUUUGCAAGAGCUUGGGUUCAAAAGAUGUUGACUCAAUAUUUGAUCUUGUAUUGUUUCAGGGAUAAAGGUUGUGGCAUCUAGUAAUAUUGUUAGCAUCUGGGCUAGGCUUGAGCCAAACCUGAGCUGCCCCAUGUCAGCAGUCCACCAGGGGCACUACUGUUGUACCACAUACACAGCGUUGCAGUGUUUACUACUUGGAUACAGGGGUGGGGAGCCUGCCUUGUGAGGAGAGAUGCUCUGGCAGCAUAAAGGAAGAGGGAUUGUAAUUGCAUUACACUCCCACGCAGCUGCCUGUGGUUUGUGCAUUCAUUUCCCUUCCUCCAGCUUGCUGCUGCUCUGUCUCUUUCCCUUCCAUUCCAUCUGACCUUCCAUGCCUCUCUACCUCCUGAUCCACAGUGCUCACUAUUUAUCCCUGCCAUCUCUCUCCCACCAUGCCAGUCCCUUGCUUGUGGCUCCCCACAAUUCCAGCUCUUCCAAGUUGGCUUCUUUUCACUGCCAGGAUCCCUUGGGGAAGACCAGCUGCUGGUGUGGACUGGGGUGGGAGGGGGUGAUUUAAACCAGUGAAAUAAUAUCUAGGAAACAGCCACAGCCUCCCAAGACACUGAGCACAUUGCUCCUCUCAGGACAUUACCGGAUCAGCGCUGCACAAACAGACCCAUGCUGGAGAGGGGAGCCAGACUGAGGUCUGGUGAACUCUCUGGGGAAGGAGAGAAGCCUCAGUGACAACCAUCUCCCUUCCCCUAGCAGGAUCUACAAAGUGUUUCCCUAAAGGGCUGCCAUCUCCCAAGGUCCCAGCUGCAGUUGGUCUGGAGAGAUCACUUCACUCCAGCCCCCAUGUCAGAAGAGGAUGGCGGGGGGGUCAUCUCCAAGUGGGGGGCUGUACUCUCCAAGAGCUUGGGGCUGCUUAGAUCUGGGUCUUCGGCUUGAACCAAUUUAUAGUGUCCAGUCUAGCAGGGAGGGCAGGGAAAGCAAACUUCUUCAUGCAAUGGGAGGGUCACAUCCAAGUGAAGUCACCAAACUGGUGGGGCUGUGUCCAGAUCACCACGUUCUCCAGCAUUUUUUCUCUCCUUAGGUGCCUCCUUCCAGUGGUACUGGUGCUCAGAGGGAUCAAAGGAAUGUUGUAGGGUCAUGAUCCUUCUGUACAUGGGGGAUCUUGCAAAGAGACAAGACAGGAGACGAGAUCAGGCACCUUGUGCUUCCUGCUGGGGCAGAAACUGCAUGAGAGCUUCCUCCCCACAGCUGCUCCAGCUCUGUCCCUCUCAUCUGGGAGCAAGAAUGCAAUGCACAAAGGGUGAGAAGAAAAUAACUGAACCUUGAUUGAUCUAGGGUUUGAAACAAAGGAUCAAGGGUGGUUCUGAUGUCCUGCAAACUGGAUCCUUACCCUCCUACACUGUGGGAUCUAGCAGUGAAAGCCUGUCAGGACUUCAAGGCUGUAUUCUUGGCCCUGCCACUGAUCAGCUGCUUGACCUUGGCCAAGACACUUCUCUCCCUGCCUCAUUUCCCCAGCCUGUAUGGCAGAGAUGAAGUAUGAUUUGGAGCGUCAGUGCUGCAGACAUAGGCACCUCUGACUGUCAAUGAUAGAUGGGUUCUAAUAAUGGAAAAAUCUCUCUUGCGUUGGAUGUCCUGAACUCCCAGAUAGAUUGUCUUCAAGCAGCACAAUCUGGGGAAUAGGGCCAGGAAAGAGACAGUUCUUAGGAGGAGUCCACCACUCUCCACAGCAACAGAGGGAUCAGUUUUGAGCCCCCUAUCUGGGCUGGAGAGUGGGGUCCUCCCUCCUCUUUGGAACUGGGAUUAAGAGCUGUCUCUUCACCUCAGUCUCCUUGCCCUGCAGUCAUGAGCUAACACACCACAGCCACUUCUGGAUAGUGAACUAACAGGGGUGAUGAGACAUGGGGGCUUUUGACAGCUGGGUCCAGCUGGGUAGUUGCAACUAAAGGGUAUUGCUGUCUAGGGCUGUGCUGGGAACUGUGAGACAAGCACGGGCCAGGGUGGGUGUCUCAACUCAGUUCUGAUUGGAUUGAUGAAGGUAAUUGUGGUGACAAACUGGAUCAGUUGCCAGUAGACUCAACCAGGAGACCACACACAAAGUUGGGUCAUCAUGGAGAGAGCUAUGAACCAUUGAUUGAGAGGGAGUAGUGGGGAGAACCUGUCACUGAUCUAUUCAUCCAAAGGCUUCAGGCUCCAGGGAUGCCCACCUAAUGCCAUUCCUCAAGUCAAACCAAGCACUUGAAGAUUCAUUUGGUACACUCAUUGGGUUUCCCCAGACCAUGGCCAGAGGGACUAUUAUCUUGGUAGCCAAUGCAAGUGUGUAUCUCUUGGUGCUACCAUUCACUAGUCUGGUGUUGGCACUUCUUGAUGCUUAGCCCUUGGGGCUGAGACAACAGAGCAAAGUGGCAGGCCAGUUAGGAGAGGGGGGCUGAGGAAGGGCAGAUGAGUCUCAUUCCAAAUGAACCACGGAUCCCACCAGCCAUGUGAGUUUUCCUCCUCAGCUAUUUCAAGGAGUGAAUGCAGGCUCAUUUGAUGUCUUUUCCCAUGACGCUUUGCACCCACCAUUGUUCACCUUCCUUUUCCCCAGUCUGUGCUGGGAAACAGAGGCCCAGAGGGAGCAGGAGCGAACCAUGGUGAGACAUGGUUUGUUUAGAAGAACAUUGAGCCCCCAGAGAUCCCUAGAGGAGGUAGGGUGCUCUCAAGAAGGUUCAGACAGAAGAGACAGGGUGAGAAGAGGUGGUAGAAAGGCUGGCGGUCUUGUGCUUCAAGGAAUGGAGACUUGAGCUAGCUGGAGCUACAUGUAGCCAUGCCACACUACACGCAGUCAAGCAGGGAGGUGAAGCUGUCUCCAUUACAGAGAGCUGCCUUGGGGGCCAGUACCAUUCCCAGCCAUGCCUCCCUGGCUGUGCAUACAUUCUGGGCAGGAGAGUAUGGAUGCCCACGCUGGCUCUGUUGGGUGGCAAGGUGACCCAGUCCAGCUGGGAACCCCUUUCUGUGCCCUCAGAAGCAUUCCUUGAACAACACAAGGAGGCAGCCAUAGGUGUCCCCACUUCCUGGGUAUGAGGGGCAUCCGCAAGUGUAGAACCCAUGGUAACCAGGAUGCUUGGGACCACAGGGUACCGGUGAGCACCCCACCUGUCCCAAACCCUUAGCCCUGGGGGGGAAGCCCAGCCUGGCACACCCAAGUGGAUCCAGAGCCACUUUGCCAACUGUACCAACAGGGUGUGCUGAUCUAUUACACCCCCACAGACCCUCCCAUCCCCCAGGGAAGAAGGAAAGAGGCACCCCAGCCAUUGGCAAGCCCAGAACUUCUGCCCAGAGGGGAGAAGAGACGGGGAUUGGAGGAGCCCUGGUGCCGGGGAUCUUCCCAGAAAGAAGCUGGACAGGGAGGAGGGAUGGGGCCCCUGUUGCAGGGAGGUGGGUGUGGGCAUACUCCCCCAUCCUCCCCCCCCCAUAAGAUAACCCCAGCUGGAGGCUUGGCCUGGCCAGUGCUGAGGGCCCUGUGUGAGAAGGGCCCCACUAAUGCCACCACCCCUUAGCCGAAGCAGGGCAGCCCCUGGAGCCCGUGCGAUCCACUUGCCAGCCGGGACAUUGCCCCCACAGCCGGGACAUUGCCUCCACAGCCAGGUGGUGAGGGCGGGCGCGGCACCGCGCAGGCUGGGGGGGCUCUGCCCACCCUGGCCGCUGAGGGGACGAAGCCAGCGCCCCCAGCCCCGCAGCGCCUGCUCGGGCCGCCCGGCCGGGGGUGUGGCUCAUUGUGUCUGCCGGGGGAAGGGGCGGGCGAUGCUCCGGCUCGGGCCGCAGGGAGAGGGCGCAGCGGCGGCAGCAGCAUCGGGAGCAUGAGGCCGGCGUGAGCGGGAUCCCGGCCCCGGGGAUCAAUGGUGCAGGACGGCAGCAUGUCCAGGACGCCGUGCAGCUCCAGCCAGGACAUCCAGAUGGACGUGUUCGACCACCCGGGCCUGCAGGGGAAAUACGGCAAGCGGAAGAGUCGUUUCAAACGCUCGGAUGGCAGCACCUCCUCGGACACAACUUCCAACAGCUUCGUGAGACAGGGCUCUGCGGAGUCCUACACCAGCCGUCCCUCAGACUCGGAUGUGUCCCUGGAGGAGGAUCGUGAAGCUUUGCACAAGGAGGCUGAGCGCCAGGCCCUGGCACAACUGGAGAAGGCCAAGACCAAGCCAGUAGCAUUUGCAGUGAGGACAAAUGUAGGCUACAACCCAUCCCCUAAUGAUGACAUGCCAGUCCAGGGUAUGGCCAUCUCCUUUGAACCCAAAGACUUCCUGCAUAUCAAAGAGAAAUAUAACAACGACUGGUGGAUCGGGCGCCUGGUGAAGGAGGGCUGUGAGGUGGGCUUCAUCCCCAGCCCUGUCAAACUGGAAAACAUGAGGAUGCUGCAGGAGCAAAAGAUGAGGCAAAACCGCCUCAGUUCAAGCAAAUCAGGGGACAACUCCAGCUCCAGCCUGGGAGAUGUGGUGACGGGGACCCGCAGACCCACCCCACCUGCCAGCGGUACUCUGGACAUGACUAACUUAGCUUAUGACCCUGAUGCCCUUGACUUAGAAGAUGAGGAGGCCGAAGGCCUGGAGAACCACCGCUCCCCUAAGACUAGCGUUAGCAGUGUCACCACACCCCCCUCCAACGUCAAGCGCAUCCCCUUCUUUAAGAAGGCGGAGCACGUGCCUCCCUAUGAUGUGGUACCCUCCAUGCGGCCAAUCAUACUUGUGGGGCCGUCUUUGAAGGGGUACGAGGUGACAGACAUGAUGCAGAAAGCUCUUUUUGACUUCCUGAAGCAUCGCUUUGAUGGCAGGAUCUCCAUCACGCGGGUGACAGCCGACAUCUCCCUGGCCAAGCGCUCUGUGCUGAAUAACCCCAGCAAACACACCAUCAUCGAACGCUCCAGCACGCGCUCCAGCCUGGCUGAGGUGCAGAGUGAGAUUGAGCGCAUUUUCGAACUGGCCCGGACCCUGCAGCUUGUGGCUCUUGAUGCGGACACCAUCAACCACCCAGCCCAGCUAGCCAAGACCUCACUGGCCCCCAUCAUUGUGUACAUCAAGAUCACCUCCCCUAAGGUGCUCCAGAGACUGGUCAAGUCCCGGGGAAAGUCCCAGGCCAAACACCUGAAUGUGCAGAUGGUGGCAUCAGACAAACUGGCACAGUGCCCUCCGGAAAUGUUUGACAUCAUCCUGGAUGAGAACCAAUUGGAAGAUGCCUGUGAGCACCUGUCUGAGUACCUGGAAGCCUAUUGGAAGGCCACGCAUCCACCCAGCAGCAACCCACCCAAUCCCCUCCUGAACCGCACCAUGGCUACUGCUGCCCUAGCUGCCAGUCCCGCCCCUGUCUCCAACCUCCAGGGCCCCUACCUAGUGCAUGGGGAGCAGACGCGUGAGGGGGAGCGUGCUAGCCUUCAUGACUACCCAGGAGAGCCGGCCACCCGCAGCCAGGGGCGUCCAGGCCAGCUCCAUGCUCGCCUAGUCAACCGUGGCCUAUCACGCCAGGACACCUUCGACUCAGAGACCCAGGGCAGCCGUGACUCGGCCUACACAGAGCCGGGCGAUUCCUGCAUGGACAUGGAGACGGACCCCUAUGAGGAGCCCGAAGCUGAGCCACGCAGCACCCCUGGUGCCUACCACCGAGGGCUGGGCCGCCACCACCUCCACCUGCACCAGAGCUCCUGGGAUGAGGAUGAGCCAGAUCGGGAGAACCACAACCGGCAACCUCGGGGCAAGGGGCGAGACCACUACUGCCAGAACGAGGAGGAGGCCAUGGGCAUGAACAAGAAUGACAUGGAGGCCUGGGGGCGGGACGUGUACAUCCGCUAGAGCCGGGGCAUCUGCCUCAGCAGGAGAGGGAUGUUGUGCGGGAAUCUUCCCCUCCCCCCCCCCGACUAUGGGGCUUCCCUACUUUGGUUGUUUUGGGUUGGGGUGGCCCUUGCCUCCUUAACCAGGGCUGGCCUCAGAUUAUAUGGUGCCCCCAUCCAGCUUGGAUGAGGGCUUCCCUGCCUCCCCCCCCACCCCAUAUGGGGCUCUCUUGCCAGCAGUGCCAUGGGGACCCUUUUGCCAAUGGUGACACAGGCCCCCCCAACUCAGCACCCAGAGGGGGCCCCUGCCAACACUCCUGGGGCCCCUCUCACUUCCUAUAAGAUUGUGAAUAUUCACCUCCACCUUAAGCCCCUCCUUGGCUCUGUGGGUCCCCUGGGUACCCAGAGAGGAGGGGCACCCUGGCGUCCACUGUUGCCUCGGGCCAUCCCUGCCCCCAAAGGGAGUAAGUGACCAAAUGGAUCCAGCCAGCUCCCCUGCUGCCUGCCAUGGUCCUGCCCCAGUGGGUGGGAAGCCUAGAGCUGGGCACUGUCUGUCCCCACUCCCUGGGGAAGGAAAGCAUGUUCAACCCUGGUCUGUAACUAAUCACUUCUGGGGCUGUCUAGGGGGCGGUCUUCCUCCAUCUUCCUCUUCCCCACCCCGGACUCAGCUUCUCCCCAAUUUGCAUCCUUGCCCCAUCCCAUCGUAUUUCCAUGGUGCUCUUGACAACCCAGCUGAAGAGGGGAGCUGUGGCGCUACCCCUGGUUUCUUUAGAGAGUUCUGAUAGCUGUGGGGAGUCAGUCUCUGCCCAGCAAUGAGGAAUCUCCUCUUCUGUCCAGUGCCUACGAUUAUGUCUAGCCCUUUGUCCGUACAGACAGCUGUAACCCCAGCAACGGUGCCAUAGCCUGCCUCCCAUCAUGGCUUGACCUGUCUCGAUUCUCCAGUGCCUCAGCCUCCAGCCCCCCAUGGAUUUAUUUUACGUGCUAAACCACAACAGAUUUGGGGGUGGGGAUGCCUGCACUCCAGCCUGCAUGCGUGUGUGGUGUAUACUGCUGUGGGCAUGCCCCAGGCCGGGGUAUUGAGGGAAUGAAGGGGGCUAACCUGUUUGGAUCUAAUUGGACUCCUAGUUGAUCUGCACCGUGCUGACUCAAAGCAUGGUGGGGGGAUGCUUGUGUGUGAUGCCAUAGGCUGGGCAUUCUUCUGGUGGGCUGAAGGGACUCUGCCGAGCAUGUCGGGGCAGUUCCAGGACAUCCCAGUCCCAUGUGACAUCAAAGCAAUCCCCCUUGCUGGGAGCAGUCAUCCUCACCAGUGGUCCUGCCUACUGCCUAAGGAGAGGAGGUGCCCUGUGAUGGCAUCUCUGGCCUGGGCUACCCUCUCCCUGGGGCACGGCCUGUUUGGUUUUCCCCUUCACAGAGCUGCUGUCAUCAGACUGCAGGUGCUUUGCAGGGUGCUUCCAUUUGAGGAGCUUGGACCGAAAUGAAGGCAGGGAGACAGUUUCUGGCAGAACAGGCUAUUUUUGCAAAAUGGUCUAUGGCACCUUUUAGUGGGGGGGACGGGCUCUUCCAGAAGGGUGUUUAUACACUGUGCUCAGGGGGAACAUGCUUUAAUUAGAGCAGCUCCAAAAGCUCCAAGAGCUGCUCUAAUUAAAACACCCAGAGUCACAUGUGUCAGUGUCCCUGUGCUGAAAAAUGGCAGCAGGGGCACUUUAACUAAAGCUUGUCGAACGAGCUUCAGUUAAAUUGCCCCCGCCACCAUUUUUUAGUGCAGGGACGCUGACAUACUUGACCAACUGCAGUCUGCUGGAGCUCACCAAUUACCACUCUCUGGCAGACUUGAUUAAUCAAGUCUGCUCCAAUGCGCUGUAACUACACGUUGUAAUUACAGCAUGUUGGAGCAGCCUCACUGCAUAUGCAUAGGCACCUGAAAUGCCCCUGAGUGGGUGAGGGGGAGGGGAGAUCAUUUCUACACUGAGCUGGAGGGACAGGGGUGUCUAACGUGAGUGGUUUGUGUACUAACAGCUUCCUCAGUCCUGGCCUGCCGUGUCACCUUGUGCCAUGCUAGGGGCAACAACCAAAGUACCCAGCCCCUUUGUUUAUGGGCCUCAGGUGGAGGGGUGGGAUUUUUACUUGGCCAAAACCUUCAGCCCCCCCCCCAGUCAUCUCCUCUCUCUGGGCCUGUAAUAUCUGCCCAGAACCCUCCAGACCUUUCCCCUCCCCACCAGCUGGGACUCUGCCCCUUUCACCCACCCCUGGUCUUGAGCAUGAGGAAUCUGGCUGGAUUGAGCCCAGAGAAGCUGUGCCUGACCUGUGACCUUCCAGGCAGAGCUGCAUCCCUUACAUUCUGCCAAAACCUGUCUUUGGCCAACCUAAAAUGGGUGAGGCUGCCCAGUGCCCUUCCCCUUGUCUCCCCGCCCCCUUCUGGCUGCAGUUUCUGGGCAGUGCCUCUCUGACCGACGAGCAUUCGGUCAUUUGCUGCCCAUUCAUGCAAUACCUGCGUCCAUGUGUGCCAGCGUGUGUCCGUCCAUCUCCGUGCCCCUUGGGAAUGGGCUGGAGGUGGUCUCAGCUGCUCCCCCUCCUUCACUGUGAAGUCUCUGGGUUUUGUCUGUCUGUACCCAUACCCUCUGCAGGGGCUGGCACCUCCCUGCUCACCUGGCCUUGAGCGGUGGCUUUAUAGCCAGGGGCCCUGCCUCACCUUGCUCUCCCUGACAGGGUGUUAAGCUUUGCAUCUGGUUUCAGUGGGGGCCGAGACAGCCCCUGCUCUCAGGUACUGCUAGGAGCUUCCCCAGGGGAACUCAGGAGCUACUGCCUUUGACAAGAGCGAGGGGCCUUUCUAGACUAGUGCCGCUCUGUCCUGGGUGGGGAGAAGGGGUGGUAGUGGCUGUCUUCUUCAUGGAGGCUGCUUGAUGGGUUCCAGCCACGCAACUUAGCUGCUACAACGGGAUGGCGAUGCCAGAUUUCUACACCCACCUCUAUUGUGGAGUCAGGUCACUCUCCCUGUGUGUGUGCCUCGUCCUCCCCGUCCGUGAACCCCAGGGCUAACGAGCACCCCUCUGUUAAGUGCUUUGAAACCUGCAAGCUCCAGCCACCUCAAUGUGUUGUAACCACCACGUGUCACGGCUGUCUCUAUGCUGCUGCCCCACACCUCACAACUGCCACGGGCCCUCCUGCUGCCAGGCCAAGGAGUAGAGAAUCCCCCUCAGCAAGGCAGGGUCUAGGACAUGCCCAUGGCCAAGUCUGCUUUCAGCCAGCAGGGGGGCAGCGGGGUGGGGGAGGGCUGGAAAGGUGUCUUCAAUACAGCCCUAGCCUUUUUGCAAAGCAACUUUAAAGGAAAGAGAUGUCCUGUAUUUCCGUCAUUUAACAAACUAUUUAAAAGAAGUGUAUUUUAUUUAUUUAUUAUUGUUUGUUGAGGGAAGGGGGGAAAUAUUAUCCCAUUUGCUUGAUUCUUUGUAAUAAAUAUUUCACUGAGAACUCUGA